Messenger RNA from Oldenlandia corymbosa var. corymbosa, 753 nucleotides. The record is from the annotation of a GenBank genome assembly. NCBI's taxonomy places the organism in Eukaryota, Viridiplantae, Streptophyta, Magnoliopsida, Gentianales, Rubiaceae.
AUGGGAAGAGGAAGAGUGGAGAUGAGAAGGAUAGAGAACAAGAUCAACCGCCAAGUGACUUUCUCCAAGAGAAGAAAUGGUCUGCUCAAGAAAGCUUACGAGCUUUCUGUUCUCUGUGAUGCUGAGGUGGCCCUCAUCAUUUUUUCCAGUCGUGGAAAACUCUAUGAAUUCGGCAGUUCUGGGAUAACAAAAACCAUUGAGCGUUAUGAACGCAGCACCUAUAAUCCCGAGGAAAAUAACGUUGAGAGGAGUUGGUAUCACGAGGUCUCAAAAUUGAGGGCUAAGUACGAAUCACUUCAACGCACUCAAAGGCAAUUGCUUGGAGAAGAUCUCGGUCCUUUGAGUUUGAAAGAGUUGCAGAAUCUUGAAAAGCAGCUUGAGGGAGCUCUUACGCAGACCAGGGAAAGGAAGAAUCACAUACUGAUGGAACAGAUGGAAGAGCUCCGAGAAAAGGAACGCCAACUUGGGGACAUGAACAAACAGCUUAAGAUGAAGGUUUCCCUUGAAAUGACAGCGUUUGAGGCUGAGCAAAAAGCACUGAUGAUAGCCCUGCCUUGCCCUUGGAAUACCAAUGGACCAACAGGAAACCACAUCUUUCCUGUUCAGAUUUCUCAUCAACCCAAUGCAAUUGAAUGCCAACCUGAACCUAUACUACAGAUGGGGUACCAUAACUAUAAUCCAGGAGAAGGGCCAUCUUCAACUCCAAGGAGCUUGGCAAUUGAGAGCAGCAUUAUUCAGGGGUGGGCUAUUUGA